Messenger RNA from Spodoptera frugiperda (fall armyworm), 908 nucleotides. It is a transcript of the gene mRpS7, whose product is annotated as 28S ribosomal protein S7, mitochondrial. Gene Ontology annotation, biological process: ribosomal small subunit assembly; translation. Lineage: Eukaryota; Metazoa; Arthropoda; Insecta; Lepidoptera; Noctuidae. Gene Ontology annotation, molecular function: mRNA binding; structural constituent of ribosome; rRNA binding. Gene Ontology annotation, cellular component: ribosome. The transcript has 4 exons. The coding region runs from base 105 to 818 and encodes 237 amino acids. The record is from RefSeq and is a predicted model, not a curated record.
GUCAUUAUCGCUGUAAUCUGUCAAACGUUAAUCUACGAAAAGUAGGGUUAUGUUGAUUUGAGGGUUGUAUUUUCGCAGAGAAACAUUAAAAUUAAGAAGAAAAUAUGUCUAAUCACAUUAGGCAUUUGAAUAAAUGUAUACUGCGAUAUCCAUCGUACACCUUGCCUAGGAUUUCAGUAGUACUGCAAACCAGAGAAUACUCAAGACCAACAAGUUUUCCGGACUUUUUCCAAAACCCCAUAUUUCGCAAGGAAGACCAAGCAAAACUUAUUGAGAGUUCUGAGCUGAGUAAGAUAGCAGCUUUGCCUGUGAAACCACCAGCUGUGUAUGAAACCAGUUCUGUAUAUCAUGAUCCCUUGGUGAACAAAGUCAUCAAUCAUGUGAUGGAAAAGGGAAAUAAACAGUUAGCUCGCAAUCUUGUUGAGAAAGCAUUUGAAAAUAUCAAGAGGUCUCAGAUUGAGCGCUACCACUUGGCUACAACACCUGAAGCUAAGGCUAAAAUAGAAUUAGAUCCAAAGAAAAUCCUGCACAAAGCUAUUGCGAACUCAAAACCUCUUCUACAGCUGCAGCCUAUCAAGAGAGGAGGUAUCACAUAUCAGGUUCCAGGGCCCAUCACUGAAAAAAGGUCUUUGUUCCUGGCAAUCAAGUGGUUAUUAGAGGCUACUUACGAAAAAGAAAGAACUGUCCAUUUCCCGAAACAGUUUGCAUGGGAACUCCUUGAUGCUGCCAACAACACUGGAAAAGUAGUUAAAAAGAAACAAGAUUUGCACAGACAAUGUGAAGCAAACAGAGCUUAUGCGCAUUAUAGAUGGCAGUAAAGUAUAUUGUGACCUAUUAUAAUAUUUGUAAUGUAGUUGUUUUAAUAUACUAUUAUGUAAAAGUAAAUAUAUUGUGUAGAUAAUACCAAA